UGAACCGGUUCAAAAAUCUCAAACCCUAGAUGGUACCUCGAAUUUACCAAUGCUUUCGCAAUCUAUAACUUUAUCGCUCAGCGCCCUCUCUCUCUCUCUCUAAGCAUCUUCGUGUUUCCUUCGCCUAGGGUUUUUGUUCAAUUGGAUUCUCUCAUCUGCAGGAGGCAAUUAUUGAUAUAGAAGAAUGGGUGAGACUGGGAAGCGAUAUCGUUCCCAUAGGGACAAUGAUGGAGAUAGAAAGAAUCAGAAGAGACGGGGAAAUGAUAGAGAUGACAAGGGUAAUGAUGAACUGAUCAUUUAUAGGAUUCUAUGCCCUGAUGGGUUUAUUGGGAGUGUGAUUGGGAAGAGUGGGAAAGUGAUAAACUCGAUACGGCAAGAGACAAAGGCCAGGGUUAAGGUUGUUGACCCGUUCCCUGUUGCUAAGGAUAAAGUUAUAUUAAUCUAUUCCUACGUGAAGGAUAAAGAUGAAGUAGAGGUGGAUGACGAAUUCGAUGACGGAGAGCCUCUUUGUCCUGCCCAAGAUGCUCUUCUGAAGGUGCAAGCUGCAAUUGCAAAUGCAGUGGCUUCAGUUGGUGAUUCGGACAAGAAGUGGAAAGACAAGGAAGAGUGUCACAUUCUUGUUCCCGCCAGCCAGGCUGCCAACAUUAUUGGGAAGUCUGGGUCCACUAUAAAAAGACUGAGAAGCAAGACAAGGACAAACAUUAAGAUUACUGCAAAGGAUGCUAGCGAUCCCACUCAUUCAUGUGGAAUGGAGUUUGACAACUUUGUUGUGGUAACUGGUGAGCCCGAUGCAGUGAAGAGAGCAUUGUUUGCAAUUUCAGCAAUCAUGUACAAGUUCAGUCCAAAGGAAGAGAUUCCUCUUGACACCAAUGUGCCUGAAGCCCCUCCAAGCAUCAUUAUCCCUUCAGACGUUCCUAUUUAUCAUGCUGGUGGACUCUAUCCAAGUGUAGAUCCUAUUGUCCCAUCCAGAUCUGUUCCUCCUGUCCUAGGUGCUACACAUGUUCCGGAACUUUCAGGGUAUGCUGAUGCAGGGAGCACUUGGCCUGUUUAUUCUUCUGCCCUUCCUGUAGUUUCUGGUUAUGGUGGUACAUCAAGAUCAGAGGAGUUAAUUGUGAGAGUGCUGUGCCCCUCUGACAUGAUUGGGCGCGUUAUUGGCAAGGGAGGGGGUUCAAUAAAAAGUGUGAGACAGGCCAGUGGUGCUCGUAUUGAGGUUGAUGAUAAGGCUGAUCGUGAUGAAUGUAUCAUCUCCAUCACGUCAACAGAGUCCAUGGAUGACAUGAAAUCCAUAGCAGUUGAAGCGGUUUUAUUGCUGCAAGGGAAGAUAAAUGACGAAGAUGAUGACACUGUAACUAUCUGGCUUCUUGUUCCAUCUAAAGUUAUUGGUUGUAUAAUUGGAAAAAGUGGUUCAAUCAUAAAUGAGAUCCGAAAGAGAACUAAAGCUGAUGUCCGUAUCUCCAAAGGCGAGAAGCCUAAGUGUGCUGAUUCCAACGUUGAACUUGUUGAGGUAGUUGGGGAAGUUAGUAGGGUGAGGGAUGCACUUAUUCAAAUCGUUCUGCGGCUUCGAGAUGACGUCUUAAAAGACAGGGAAGGUGGUCAUAAUACUUCUGCUGGUGCCGAUUCUAUGUAUUCUGGUGGUACUGGUUUUUCUAUGCCUUCAGUUUUGCCUAGUGUUCCCCCAGUUGCUCCAAUGGGUUAUGAACAGAGAGCUGAAUCUGGGAGUGGCUUAGGCAUGCUUUCUUCAGGCAGCCUUUAUGGAUAUGGAUCUUUAUCAAUGGGAGACAAUGGCUAUGGAUCUUUGUCUUCAUACUCGUCAAAGAUGUAUGGAGGAUUGCCGCCUCCAUCAACUUUUGAGAUGGUGGUUCCUGCUCAUGCAGUGGGUAAAGUGAUGGGUAAGGGCGGGGCUAAUAUAGCUAACAUCCGUAAGAUAUCUGGAGCAGUUGUAGAGAUCUCUGAAUCCAAAUCUUCCCGGGGUGAUCGUGUGGCUCUAAUAUCUGGCACAUCUGAGCAGAAGCGUGCAGCUGAAAACUUGAUUCAGGCAUUUAUAAUGUCUACCUAAAAUAUGAGGAUGCUUCUUGGUAUUUGAAGGUGAAUUCUGGUUUAGAUCAUGGAGCAUUCUCCCUCAAAUGUUUACUCUCUCUAGUUCCUUUAGGUCAUGUCUUGGAGAGGGCUUCAUUUCUAGGUUUUGUCUGUUGCAAUCCUGUUUUUUUUCAUAACAAAGCCUAUCAAGAUUGUGCCGGAAGAUUCACUGCAGGCUCUAUUUUCUGUGGAUAUAGGUUGUCUAUGUUGCUUAAUCGAUUCUUCAUCUGCGGCUGUCUUAGAACUGAUAGGAUCUUCUCUCCUUUCAAAGUGUUUUAUUAAUUCUUAUCCUUGGUUAGUGUGGAUUCCAUCUUAUUUGCAGAUACUGUUUUGCUCUAUAACUUUGAUGUUCGUGCCAGAGUACUUUCAGUAAUAACCAUAAUUGUCGGAUUCAUAAUACAUGGAUGUUUUAAUUAGUGUUGCCAUACAAUCCUCUUAUUCUCAUCUUCUUGAGAAGAUAUCCUGUCUGAUGCACAAUGAAAUGAACUUGGUUCUAAACUCUUUUUCUUUUUACUUCCCUGACUUGGUUGACAAUUACAGAUUAGUUUCACAGAAAAGGUACACCUCAAUUUCUUGAACUAAUGACUUAUGCAUGCUAUAUGGCAUUGUCCUUUCCCCCGUCUUUCUUCUAAUUUGAGUUCUGUGCUUGACCUGUUUAUAUGAAGAAUCUACAGCUAAAAUUAAGUCACGAGAAUUGUCGUUUCUUCAAAUUCCAGCUGAUGCUUUGUCUUUGUUGGGAUUCCUUUAUAACUUAUGCCAUCAUGAAUCUUUUUUGGAAAUCUAAUUCUGUGAUUCCAGAAAAAUCAAUAAAUGCUUUUUAUCUAAAAACUUGUCAGGAUUGAUGGCCUUCUAAUGGUCUUUUAGAAUUUGUCUAUUAAUCCUGCCAACCUUUUCCAUUCUUAGUUGACUGUUCAAUAGAAAUUGUGGCUCACAAGAAUAUACUUAAUAGUCCUUGGUUAUUUUGUGCAAAGGAGCUUUCCACCUAAUUUAUUACACCACUCUGAAUGAACCUCACUGCUGCCUUCUGGAUUCAGCAUUGGAGCUCUUCCUUUUUUUAUAUAGCCACCACUCUUAUAUUUUCAAGUGAUUGGGUUCCCAAUGCCUUCGUAUGGCUUAGUUCUUUGAUUCAUAAAUCUCUAUUGCUUUGGUAUUAGGACCAAAGAAAAAAAAAAAAAACCCUAGAAGCAUAAAAGUUUUCUUGGGUUUUCAAGUAGCCAGUCUGGUUUGUGGGAGCUUCUAUUGACACAACAAAAUUAUCUCCUAUUCAUCCCUAAGUGUGUAUUUUUUAAUUACAAUUUUCUAUCCCUUUCUAAAACUACCAUUAAACCCACAAACACUUGAAACCCAAUUUGUCUGCACAACCAUCUUUUACACCCCUCUCCUUUCAAACCCUAACUCUAUUGCACCACCAACCACCACCCUCGGCGCAGCUACUGCCACCACCUCUGACUACCAACAGCGACUGCUGCCACCUCCGAUGACUGCAAUGCCCGUUCCCCCUCUCCCACUGCAACCCCCCUUCCCAACUGCAAACCCCCCUGCAACUCUCUCCUCCCUACCCUUCUCCCCUCCCGUCCUUUUUAACGUCCCACCCAUCCCCAACCCCUCCCCCUCCAUUUGGUGGUCGGUCGUUGAAUGAACACCAUUGAUUUGGCAUGAAGAAACCAAACGAAGGCCAUUGGUUCAGCUUCGGUUGUCUGGACCUGAACAUUGGCAUUGAAUUGGUUCCAUGAAGCCACACAGAAGCCAUGGUUUGGCUCUUGUUAUCUGAACUUUUUCUUCUUUUUUGAAAAUCCUAGAUUUUCUCUCUCCCCUCUGAAAAUUCUAUAUUUGAAGUUUGGGGUGCGUUGGGGGGCUGCAGGGUGGUUGCCACUGGGGUGGGCGAGAGCUGCAGAGGGGGUAGGUCACUGGGAUUGGAUAGAGCUGCUGUGGGUCGAGGCUGCGGGUUGGUGGUCACUGGGGUAGGGGAAGGAGGUCGGGGGUGGGAGAGGGCUUGGAGGUGGUGGCGGCUGUGGUGGUUGGCAGUUAUGGUUGAGGUGGGUGUGAGGUUUGAAAGGUGCAGGGGUGUAAAGAGAUGAAUGGAGGUUAGUAAUGAGGGUAUGUUUGAAAUUAUGAGAGGUGAAAGGAGAUAACAUGAAGAAUUUUGAAUUUUUGAUGGGGGUUUAAUUAAAAAAUGUGUAAGGAGAUCAUUUUGUUGUGUAAGUAGAAGCUCUGGGAUAAAUAUCCAACCCACCCAACCCAGUCCAAUUCUCUGUUUCACUGUACUUCGUGUGUUUUCUUCUAUCAUAUUGCUACUUAUCAAUGCAUCGUUUUGGUGUGUUUCUACUCUUUGGACCUUGCUAUAUACUUGCCUUGCAGGAGAUAGCUUAGUUGCCAUUGUUCUAUACUUCCUAUUUAAUUAAGAUAACAAAAAAUACCCAUCUGACUUGCACUCCUGCGUAACCUGACAACUGUAUUACUCUGUUAUGAACUACUCUAGACUUUUUUCCAUAUUUCAUGAAAAAUAUCUCGUGUUUCGUUCCCAUUCCCAUCAGACUGAAUACUAUGAUUUGCAUUUCAAAUAGGCAUGAAUACAUCUAUAGGAUAACUUUGGCCUUGAAAGUUAUUUGGACUUUUUAUAUGAUAUCCGCGAUUCCUCUAUCUAUUGUCUCUUCAAGUGGGUAUAUGGCCGUUUUGGAGGGAUUCUUCUGCGGGGUUUUGCAGUAGCUCUCUAACUUACCGCUUUAAAGCUUAAUGUCCUGUAUACUGGGUACGAGUCUGUUGACUUUUUUGAACUAAGGAUAUAAGUUUGCAGCCUGUCUUCUACAUUUAGUAGUAGUAUUUCCACUCUGACCUAGAAUCUAUAGCGUAUCUCUAAGAAAUCAAGCUGAAUAUAAUCUAUCUUCAUUCAUUUUCUUAAUGAACAGCUGUUAGAAAGAUCAGUUACAGACCCAUAACCCCAUCCUUUUAGUGUUACAUCUGAACUUAGCUGUAGUCUACCAGACAGAUAUUGUUUUUGUAGUGAAAUGUUGGUGAUGACAUCUUUCUACUCCAGAAAAGUUAUGCUUGCCUUUAAUAUGUAUCAAGGCAUCAAAUGAUACUCUGUUUCUAUCUACUCUUGUAGUCUGUUUAGCGCGUUCGUAUCUUUCUUCUUGCACCAUUUUCCCUGUGGCAUAUGCCUGUAUCAGUUUAUCGUUUCAGAACUUAAGUGGGUGUGUUUGGGAACAUUGUAGUAAUGCAGUGGGUGUGGCUUCUUCUGGGAAAAGGGUGACUGGAAAGAUUGAUUUAUGUGUGGCCUUACGUGUUCGGGUUGUGUAAAGCUUUUCUUGUACACUUGGAUUUCAUUAUUUUUGGUUGCUCUGGUUUCAAGCCUUGGUGGUUUGAGUGCUGAGGUUGAGAGGGGUUAUAAAGUGUAUUUGGAGUUGGAAGCAUUUUGGAAAAAAAAUUUUGCUUUUGUUUUUGUUUAUUUGAGGAUGUGUAGGGAUAUGAUUAAUUAUCUUUGAGCUAUGUAGAAUUAUUAGAGAAAUUUAUUUUAUUUUAGCUGUUUCAUAUGGAUUUAUAAGGUUGUUGAGUCGAGAAGAAUGAUUCAUGUAGCCGACUCUAUUUGAUGGGACUUAAGUUUUGUUUGGUUUGAUUUAUAUGAA
Messenger RNA from Camellia sinensis, 5699 nucleotides. The record is from RefSeq and is a predicted model, not a curated record. NCBI's taxonomy places the organism in Eukaryota, Viridiplantae, Streptophyta, Magnoliopsida, Ericales, Theaceae.